AUGGCAGUUUUACUAGAGAGUAUGUUAGAACGACUACACAAAUUGGAAAAUUUCUUCACUUUUAUAACUAAUGGUACAUCUUUAAAUUCCUCUCAGUUUGCUUCCAAUAAAAAUUUACCCCCUGUCUCCUCAGUUUUACAAGCCAAAGAUAUAAUAUUGGGUGUAAAAGAAGACUGUGUAUUAACUGAAGAAGACAUGAAACUUUAUCCUAACUGUGUUGGUAAAAUGAAUUGGAUGAAGACUAUGUGGAAAUCAGAUAAAUGUUAUGCAUCAUACGGUGUUGACGGGUCUGAUUGUUCUUUUAUUAUGUAUCUUAGUGAGGUUGAAGGAUUUUGUCCAAAGAAAGCUUGGAGUGGUUCAAAGAGAAUAAAACUAAGAGAUCAUGAUCCUAUCAAUUUGGCUGAAAUUAAAACUAAUUUAAGUGAUUUGAUGAGACUAUUGGUUGAUCCAAAUGAACGUCAAGGUUAUGCAUGGAUUAGGAUGAGAAUAAGCCGAAUGUGGGAUAAUUGGUCUGUAGCAGCUAUGAAUCUCAAUAAAAAUAUGGCUAUGGCCAACAGACCAAAGAAAAAAAUAUUGGUACAUUUAGGUCUUCUAUCAAAGCAGUCAGGUUGGAAAUUUGCUGAAAAUCAGUUCAAAGGUGGACCAUUGGGUGAACUGGUGCAAUGGAGUGAUCUAAUAUCUACUCUCUAUCUCUUGGGUCAUGAUCUACAAAUAACUAGCGAAGUUGAACAGCUGGUUGCAAUAUUGUCUAACUUACCAGCUGCAAAGUCCCCAUGUCAGAGUCGGAAAGAAUUACCUGUAGAUAUAAUCUAUACAGAUAUUGUUGGCCUUACACAGUUUAAAAAAAGAGUCAAAGGAGGCUAUGGUAAAUUUAUUUGUUUGUUCAGAAUUUUAGACAGUUUUGGAACGGAACCAGCUUUCAAUCAUCGAGCAUUCGCAAAACAGAAUAAAAUAUUAACGUCAUGGGGAGGACAAGAUCUAAAACCAAAACAAUUUUUCACUAUGUUCCCUCACAGUCCAGAUAAUUCCUUUAUGGGCUUUGUGGUUGAACAACAUCUAAAUAGUUCUAUGAUUAAAUCAUUAAAAAGAAAGAAACAGGCUGUAGUUUAUGGUAAAAAUGACUAUAUGUGGAAAGGUAAAAGAGGGUAUUUAGAUCUGAUUAAAGAACAGUUUGAAAUCCAUGGAACUGUAGCAGGAGAUAAUUUAAAGAAUGUUCCUAGUUACGUUAUUAAUCAUGGUAUAUUACCAGGACCAGAAUUACACAAAUUAUUGUCCCAAUCUCAGUUGUUUAUAGGUCUAGGUUUUCCAUAUGAAGGCCCAGCACCAUUAGAAGCUAUAGCUAAUGGAGCAGUUUACAUAAACCCUCAAUUCAUUCCACCUCAAAACAGUAAAAAUACACCAUUUUUUAAAGGAAAACCAACCCAAAGAGAGUUAGCAAGUCAGCAUCCAUACGCUGAGAUAUUUAUUGGUGAACCACAUGUAUAUACUAUACCUAUUAAUAAAACCCAGAUAGUCAAAUCUACCUUACAAACUAUUAUAGAUAACAGCAGGUUUAAACCAUAUCUACCGUAUGAAUAUACAGAAGAAGGAAUGUUACAAAGAAUGAAUGCUUAUAUUGAACACCAAAACUUCUGCCAAUUUGAUUCCAAAAUAUCAAAAUGGCCGCCAUUAGAAGCGAUGACCAAUAUAUUAGGACGUGCUGGCAUGUCUUGUCGUGAUGUUUGUGCAAUAAAUGAUCUUAUAUGUGAAAGUAAUCAUUUCCGUGAGUUGAACAUAAAAGAAAGUUUAGAAAAUAAUGGAAUCCAAUGUGCAGGGACAAAUAAAUCCUCUAAUAUAUAUUAUCCUUCAUAUAAUAUCAAUACUGAACAGUGUAUUUUACAAGCAGACGAACUAUUAUUCAGCUGUGUUGGCAGCCAUUCUCUGCUACGUAGAUUGUGCCCCUGUCGUUCAUAUAUCAAAGGACAAAUAGCUUUAUGUAUUGGUUGUGAAAGGUGA
This is a messenger RNA of Lottia gigantea (owl limpet), 1995 nucleotides long. RefSeq lists its product as hypothetical. Gene Ontology annotation, molecular function: alpha-1,6-mannosylglycoprotein 6-beta-N-acetylglucosaminyltransferase activity. Gene Ontology annotation, cellular component: Golgi apparatus. The transcript has 15 exons. NCBI's taxonomy places the organism in Eukaryota, Metazoa, Mollusca, Gastropoda, Lottiidae. The record is from RefSeq and is a predicted model, not a curated record. Bases 1 to 1995 code for a protein of 664 amino acids. Gene Ontology annotation, biological process: protein N-linked glycosylation.